This is a messenger RNA of Arachis ipaensis, 700 nucleotides long. The record is from RefSeq and is a predicted model, not a curated record. NCBI's taxonomy places the organism in Eukaryota, Viridiplantae, Streptophyta, Magnoliopsida, Fabales, Fabaceae.
UGUUUCUAUAAAAAUAAAUCACCAACCAAACUAUUCUCAUCACACACCACAUCUUCAAUUCCUUCUCAAUUAUCACAUCUCUCUCUCACACACAAGAAAUUUCAUAAUACUCUAUCAUAGAAAUUGUGAGCAUCUCUUAUUAUUAUUAGAUCAAUUGAGAAAUUGAAAAAAUAUAUAGAUGGAGAAUUGUAGCUAUGAGAAAGUAGGUUUGAACCUUGAGGCAACAGAGUUGAGGUUGGGUUUGCCAGGCAGUGCUGAUGAACAUGAUGAGAAACUCUCGUCAUGUAGUUACUCAUCAUCAUCAUCAUCAAGUGUUGUUAUUAGAAGCAACAAGAGAUCUUCACCUGAAGAAUCCAUUGAUGAUGAGGAAGAGCUCAAAAGCAACAAGAGAACCAUGAUUUCUCAUCAUAAUGAUGACCAAGACAAAAAUGUCCCACCCUCAAAAGCACAGCAAGUAGUAGUGGGGUGGCCACCAAUUAGAUCUUACAGGAAGAACAAUGGUGUACAACAACAACAAGAACAAAAGAAGAAGGGAGAAGAGGUUGAUGGGGUUGGUAUGUAUGUGAAAGUGAGCAUGGCAGGUGCACCUUACUUGAGGAAGAUUGAUCUCAAUUUUUACAACACCUACCAAGAAUUACUCAUGGCUUUGGAAAAUAUGUUCAAGUGCACUUUUGGUUUAUUAUUAAACACAAUAACUUAA